Chironomus riparius is the source of this 1595-nucleotide messenger RNA. The record is from the annotation of a GenBank genome assembly. NCBI's taxonomy places the organism in Eukaryota, Metazoa, Arthropoda, Insecta, Diptera, Chironomidae.
UUUUAAAUUGAAACAUUAAUUUACAUAUUUCUAAGGUCGAGUGCUUUAACCAAACAGCUUUAUUUUAAAAUCUCUUUCGAUCACAUGAAAUCUUAUUCAUUUUUUUCUUCGGUCAUUCGUGCUGGAACAUUUGAACAGAAAACAACGUGCAGUGAGUAGGCUUAAAAUGGAUAUUUCAAAGUUAGUGGAACAGAAUAAAGUUUUAAUUCGUGAGAAUGAGUUGAGGAAGAAUCAAGCUUUAGAGCAGUUUCGGAAUUGGCUUAAGAAACAUCCUUUCAUAAAGAAUUGCAGACAAGACGAUGGUUUUUUGUUGAUGUUCCUGCGUACACGAAAAUAUUCUUUUGAUGACACUGCCAAGACAUUUGAAAAUCAUUUUCACUUAAGAAAAAAACAUCCAAAAUGGUUUGAUGCCGAUCCACCAGCUAUGGAAGUAUUGAAAUCAUUAAUACGUUGUGGUUGCGUUUAUGUAUUAAAAGAUAAAGAUAUUGUUGGUCAAACAAUAUUCUGUAUAAAUGCUGCAAAACUUGAUACAACAAAAUUCAAUUCGGACGUUUGUUUUCAUUCAUGUUUCAUGACUUCAUCAGUGGCUAUAGAAGAUGAAGUUACGCAGAUAAUUGGCCUAACCUAUAUUUUGAACUACACAAAUAUCUCAAUGUCAUUCUGCUCAUUAUUUUCUGUUUCCGAUAUAAUUGAUUGGGUGAAAAGCACAGGAUCAUUACCGCAGCGAUUCAAAAAAUUUAUAAUUAUUGGACUUCCAGCAUUUGCUAAUGCUCUUCUUAAUGUAACCAAAAUGGCAAUGACUGAAAAGCAACGUAAUAGAUUAUUGAUAUUGGAUUCAUGCGAUGAGCUAUGUAAACAUGUUGAUCCAUCAAUACUGCCUGAUAUACUUGGAGGAACACAAUCUGAAGAAAAAAUAAUUGAACAUUUUAUCAAAACAGUUGAUGACAAUUUAGAUAAACUAAAAUCCUCAAAUAAUUUCGAAUUUAAAGCAUCGCUUCAAAAUAAUGUAGAAGAAACUGUUGGGAGCUUCAGAAAACUGGAUAUUGAUUAGGCAAUGAAGGCAACGACUGUGAAAUGCUCAAAAAUUUACAUAAAAAAAGAGAAGUGGGAUACAUUUUUUUUAAGUUUAAGUCCAUGCUGUAAUGCACGCUCUUAUUUAGUAAUAACUUUGCUCUUUGGCUAACACAAGGUCGUGUUAAAUCAAACAGCAAUAAUUAUAAAUUAUAUGAAGGUCCAGUAUACAUGCACAAACCAACAUGUUAAUUUAAGUUUGGGACCGUUCAUUCAUCAAUAUCGGCAAAGGGAGGUUUUUCUAUUGUUUUUCUGUUGUUUUUGUAACUGAAUUUAUGAUUGAUCCCUUUACAAUUUCAUUAAAACAUAAAAAAAGAACAAUUGUAAAUUUUUAUGGAUUAUGUGGGUAAUUUUAUGGCACGCGCUUUUAAUAUUUUAUGUAAAAAGCAUUUCAAAUUUUCAUACCAAAAUCCAUGUGCGAAAAUUCACAUGUUUUUCAAACCAAUAUACAAUAAAUAAGCUUAUAAAUUCCCAAAUUACUUUUAUUUUUGUUUUAAUUCUUCAUUUUCUUGAAAACGAAAUAA